Molecule: messenger RNA, 795 nt
Organism: Thermothielavioides terrestris NRRL 8126
Lineage: Eukaryota; Fungi; Ascomycota; Sordariomycetes; Sordariales; Chaetomiaceae
Exons: 2
Coding region: 1-795 (264 amino acids)
Biological process (GO): glutathione metabolic process
Molecular function (GO): glutathione transferase activity
Source: RefSeq, a predicted model, not a curated record
AUGGCCUCCGAAGUCCCCCCCAAGCGGCAGAAGUCCGCCAAGGACGUGCCCUAUCACCUAAUCUACUGGCCUGGCAUUCCCGGCCGCGGCGAGCAUGUGCGCCUCGCGCUGGAGGAGGCGGGGGCCGAAUACACCGACACCGCAUUCACCGACGGCGGGGUAGACGAGGUGCUCGCCUACGUGCAAGGCAAGAUCCCCGACGACGGCCUCAACCCUCCACCGUGUGCGCCGCCGAUCCUGAAACACGGGGAUCUUGUCAUCAGCCAGACGCCAAACAUCUUGCUUUACUUGGGGAAUCGCCUCGGUCUCGUGCCGGACGCCGACCAAGAUCCCGACGCCAUGUACAAGAUCAAUGCGCUGGCGCUGACGGCGCUGGAUGGGCUGAGCAACGAACCGCACGAUUGCCAUCACCCGAUCGCCUCUGGGCUCUACUACGAGGACCAGAAGGAGGAGGCCAAGAGGAGGUCCGAGGACUACGUCAAAAACCGGUUGCCCAAAUUUCUGUCGUACUUUGAGCGAGUGCUCGAGUCCAAGGCUAGCGGCGACGGCCCGUGGCUCUACGGCGGGGCGCUGACUUACGCAGACCUGGUACUCUUCCAGUGUGUGGACGGCGUCAAAUUCAUGUUCCCAAAGGCCAUGGCGAAGUUGGAGCGAGGGGGCAAGCAUGCGAAAGUCUUCCAGCUCUACCAGGCCGUCGCCGAGCGUCCCAAGAUCAAGGCCUACCUUCAAAGCGACCGCAGGCAGAAGUAUUCCAACGGUAUUUACAGGUAUUAUGAGGAGCUGGAUUUUGCAUAG